AUGAUUCCAGCCACUUUCAAGCUCUGUGCAGCAAUCUCUUACCAGCAUUUACGAACUGCAACAGGCCUGAGACAUACGGCAAUGGCAGCUCUCGGACACAAACUUCAUCACCUCAGGCUUCAGGGUCAAGGGCCCAGUGCAUGGGUAAAUCAGGUUCGCAGGAGGAGCUCCUUAAUCAGUUGUAGGACUGAAGAGAAGCCAUAUUCUGAGGCAGAAAUGGCCUACGUUAAACAAGGUGAAGAAGCCCUUCACAAGUCCAUCUCCAUUAUUCAAGAUGCAAAUGGAUGGAAAACAGAGAUCGAGGCAGCCAAUGGUGAUAAAGUGGCGAGUAAAAUGCUUCCAGAUAUUGGCAAAGUGUUCAAGCUUGAGGUUGUAAUGGACAAGCCAUCGGACCUACUCUACAGCGAAUUGUUUGACAAAAUUGAACAUAUGGGAGAGUGGAACCCAAACGUGAAACAAGUGAAGAUCCUGAAAAAGAUCAACAAUGAAACGAUGAUUACCCACGAAGUUUCUGCAGAUACUGCAGGCAACAUCAUCAGCCCAAGGGACUUUGUGAGUGUACGCUACUCAAAGAGACGAGGCUCGACCUGCUUCCUCUCAGGGAUAUCCACCCACUGUGACAUGAUGCCCGAGCAGAAUGGCUUCAUCAGGGCUGAGAAUGGACCCACUUGCAUUGUCCUCCGUCCUUCUGCUGAUGACCCAAACAAGACCAAGUUCACGUGGCUACUGAGCAUUGACCUGAAGGGCUGGUUGCCAAAGUCUCUCAUCGACCAAGUUCUUUCUCAAAGCCAAGCCGACUUUGCUCAGCACCUACGUCGGCACAUGGAUUCGAGCACUGCUGUACCCAGUUGCUGA
Messenger RNA from Carcharodon carcharias (great white shark), 855 nucleotides. RefSeq names its product steroidogenic acute regulatory protein (gene star). The transcript has 7 exons. Gene Ontology annotation, molecular function: cholesterol transfer activity; cholesterol binding. The record is from RefSeq and is a predicted model, not a curated record. Lineage: Eukaryota; Metazoa; Chordata; Chondrichthyes; Lamniformes; Lamnidae. Gene Ontology annotation, cellular component: mitochondrial intermembrane space; mitochondrion. Gene Ontology annotation, biological process: regulation of steroid biosynthetic process; steroid biosynthetic process; intracellular cholesterol transport. The coding region runs from base 1 to 855 and encodes 284 amino acids.